AUGAAUACCCCAAUUCCUCCUAAGGUCAAGAUACUUACUUUGGAGCCCUAUGAUGGUAAAACUGACCCGACAGACCAUUUGAAUGCUUACAAGGCACAAAUGGGUGUCGAAACCGAGUGUGAGGCAUCAUGGUGUAGGUUCUUUCCUACCACCCUCAAGGUCAUUGCUCAGACUUGGUUCAAUAACCUCGCCCCAGGGAGCAUCAAGACAUUUGAGAAGUUAUCCACCUUGUUCAAGAAGCAUAUCACCGCUGGCAGUAGGCUGACAAAGACUAGUGUUCACUUGAUGACUGUGAAACAAGGGGAGAAUGAAAGUCUAGAAGAUUAUAUCAAAAGAUUCAACAUCGAGUCUCAGCUCAUACCAGACCUCCGGGAUAACGUUGCCUUCACAGCCCUUCUCUUUAGGCUCAGGUCUAACAAGCUGAAGUUCGAGCUUGUUCAUGAUAAAGUCACCUCCUUCUCCAAGGCUAUGGAGGGAGCCGAGAGCAUCAUCGAGGCCACUGAUGUGUGCAAGACUCCCUCCGCUAAGGAUAAAGGGAAGAGGAAGCAUGAUGACAACUACCAAGAAAACAAAAACAGAAAGCCUAGGAGGGUCGAGAGUAAUGAUGAAGGGCUUAGAUACAAUGCUGAUAGGCGUGAUAUCUAUACGGACAUAAAAACCAAGGCUAUCCUCCCCAAGCUGAAUCCAAUGAACACGCCAAUAGAACAAAGAAACAAAAAACUGUGGUGCGAGUACCAUCGAGAAGGUGGUCAUACCACCCGGAAUUGUCGUGAACUCAAGAGAGCACUUGAUAAGCUAGCAGAUGAAGGCAAGCUUAACCGAUACCUCAAGGAUCCUCCAAGAGACAAACAAAAAAGCAAAUCUUCCAGAGUCGCGCAAGAGGUUCAUAGCUCAACCAACACCAACAUAAGCAUCAAUGUUAUAGCCGGAGGGUAUGCUUCUGGGGGCUUGUCUAAUAGAGCACGCAAAAGUCAUUUGGGGUCGCUAGAGGAGCCCAUCUAUGAUAUUGGCACCCCUACAUCCACCCCUAAAGACCACCUCAUGGUAUUCAGGGAUGAUGCUGCCAAGAAGAUCCAAAGGCCCCAUGAUGACCCUCUAGUGAUUCAUAUGAAGAUGGUCAGUGCCAAUGUUAAGAAGAUCUUGGUGGAUAGUGGGAGCUCAGCUGACAUAAUUACUUGGAAGUGCCUUGAACAGAUGUGUUUUGGCAGAGGAGACCUCACACCCCUUGAGAAGCCAUUAGUCAGAUUCGAGGGGCAACAUGUUUAUCCCUUGGGAACAAUCAAGCUACCAAUCCACCUAGGGGAGAAGGGGAAAUGA
Messenger RNA from Chenopodium quinoa (quinoa), 1317 nucleotides. RefSeq lists its product as uncharacterized. Bases 1 to 1317 code for a protein of 438 amino acids. The transcript has a single exon. NCBI's taxonomy places the organism in Eukaryota, Viridiplantae, Streptophyta, Magnoliopsida, Caryophyllales, Amaranthaceae. The record is from RefSeq and is a predicted model, not a curated record.